Lipotes vexillifer (Yangtze River dolphin) is the source of this 1708-nucleotide messenger RNA. RefSeq names its product kinesin light chain 3 (gene KLC3). Gene Ontology annotation, biological process: microtubule-based movement. The transcript is spliced from 13 exons. Gene Ontology annotation, cellular component: kinesin complex; cytoplasm. The coding region runs from base 17 to 1534 and encodes 505 amino acids. The record is from RefSeq and is a predicted model, not a curated record. Gene Ontology annotation, molecular function: kinesin binding. NCBI's taxonomy places the organism in Eukaryota, Metazoa, Chordata, Mammalia, Artiodactyla, Lipotidae.
GGCCAGGGAAGCAGCAAUGUCCGUGAAGGUGGCGGCCCCGGGAAGCAUGGGGCUGGGCCCAGAGCACCUGAGCCCUGAGGAGCUGGUGCGACAGACGCGACAAGUGGUACAGGGGCUGGAGGCCCUGCGGGCAGAGCACCGGGGCCUGGCCGGGCACCUGGCGGAGGCCCUGGCAGGACAGGGCCCGGUGGCUGGCCUGGAACUGCUGGAAGAAAAGCAGGAGGUGGUGAGCCACUCACUGGAGGCCAUCGAGCUGGGGCUGGGUGAGGCCCAGGUGCUGCUGGCCCUGUCGGCACAUGUGGGCGCGCUGGAGGCUGAGAAGCAGCGGCUGCGAGCACAGGCCCGGCGGCUGGCCCAGGAGAACACAUGGCUGCGGGAAGAGCUGGAGGAGGCGCAGCAGCGGUUGCGGGCCAGCGAGGAGGCUGUGGCCCAGCUGGAAGAGGAGAAGGGCCACCUGCAGUUCCGGGGGCAGCCGCGGGGGCACGACCGGCCGGCGGAGAGCCAGCAGCCCGCGUCCCCCCGUCGGCGGGACAGCCUGGCCUCCCUGUACCCCGGUGAGGAAGAGGAGAGGAAAGGUCCCGAGGCAGCGGGGGCCAUCUCUGCUCAGCAGGGUGGCUACGAGAUCCCGGCCCGCCUUCGGACCCUGCACAACCUCGUGAUCCAGUACACGGGGCAGGGCCGCUACGAGGUGGCUGCACCGCUGUGCCGCCAGGCCUUAGAGGAUCUGGAGCGGAGCUCGGGCCACUGCCACCCUGACGUGGCCACCAUGCUCAACAUCCUGGCGCUGGUGUACCGGGACCAGAACAAGUACAAAGAGGCCACAGACCUUCUCCAGGACGCCCUGCAGAUCCGGGAGCAGACACUGGGCCGGGAGCACCCCGCGGUGGCCGCCACCCUCAACAACCUGGCCGUCCUCUACGGGAAGCGUGGGCGUUACCAGGAGGCAGAGCCCCUGUGCCAGCGCGCCCUGGAGAUCCGUGAGAAGGUCCUGGGCGCCAACCACCCGGACGUGGCCAAGCAGCUCAACAACCUGGCCCUGCUGUGCCAGAACCAGGGCAAGUUCGAGGAGGUGGAGCGGCACUACGGCCGGGCCCUGAGCAUCUACAAGGCCCUAGGUGGGCCUCACGACCCCAAUGUGGCCAAGACCAAGAACAACCUGGCCUCAGCCUACCUGAAACAGAACAAGUACCAGCAGGCGGAGGAACUGUACAAAGAAAUCCUCAGCAGGGAGGCCCUGCCUGCCCCUCUCGGAGCCCCCAACACAGGCACAGCUGGUGACGCAGAACAGCAGACCUUUCGUCGGAGCAGCUCGUUCUCCAAGCUCCGAGAGUCCAUCCGGCGGGGAAGCGAGAAGCUGGUCUCCCGGCUCCGAGGCGAGGGGGUGGCGGGGGCGGCCGGGAUGAAGAGAGCCAUGUCACUCAACAUGCUGAACAUGGAUGGUUCCAGGGCUGCUGGGAACCAGUUCCCCAGCCGGCACCUGGGCGAGGCCUCUCGGACCCUCAGCGCCAGCACCCAGGACCUGGGCCCCCGCUGAAGGCGACAGAACCACUUGGAUGCGGCUUCUCAGGAGGAGCGGGAGAGGGAUGGGAGGCGGGGAGGGGAGUCCUUUCAUCUCCCUGACUCGCUCCCACCCCUUGGGGGCACCCAGUGUCGGGCUUCCCCUGUCCUCUUCUCCUGUGAUUAAAGGCUGUAGACUUGGCAGCCAGAA